UUCUAUGGAGUCAUCAUUAUUCGUUGUGAUUCCCCGGCCUUUACUCAAUUCUCAUUUCCUUCAAUAUUUUUCAUGGCAACUCUUUCUGCAGUUUCUCACUCUUCCUUAUCCUCAUUGACUCGAAGAAUUGGGAACAAAAGGAGGACGAACAACGCAUUGAACUACGUUAUCUUCCGAGUGAAUUCUUUGAACUCCAGAAAGAAUUCACUCACGCCUCUAAAAGCAUCACUCAAAGAUGAGCAGGAUGGCGAUUCCUCUUCUCCUUCUACUACUACUACGGCUGCUGUAGUUCCUGAGAAUGGAAGGGAUAAACAUGAUUCCGGAGUUCACGAGCAGUUGAGAAAAGAAGGCGAAGUGGAAGACGAGCAAAGUUCUACUGAGGAAAAGGAGAAGCAGCAAGAAAUGGAUUGGAAGACUGACGAGGAGUUUAAGAAGUUUAUGGGUAAUCUUUCUAUUGAAGCGGCGAUAAAGCUGGAGAAGAAGAGGGCUGAUAGGAAGCUGAAGGAACUUGACAGAGAUGGCAGCAGUAACCCAAUUUUGGGUCUUUUUAAUAGGUUGGUGCGCGAGAGUGUGACUAGGGAAAGGGAGAGAUUAGAAAAAGCAGAGGAAACCUUCAAGGCUCUUGAUCUUAACAAGUUAAAGAGCUGCUUUGGGUUUGAUACAUUUUUUGCAACUGAUGUUCGGAGGUUUGGAGAUGGGGGCAUAUUUAUUGGGAAUUUGAGGAGACCCAUUGAUGAGGUAAUUCCCAAGUUGGAAAAAAAGCUAUCUGAGGCAGCAGGUCGAGAUGUGGUAUUAUGGUUCAUUGAAGAGAAAGCAAAUGACAUUACAAAACAGGCCUGUGUGGUGCAACCCAAAUCAGAAAUGGACCUUCAGUUUGAGACAACUAAGUUGAGCACUCCUUUUGGUUAUCUUAGUGCAAUAGCAUUAGGUGUUACCACCUUUGGAACAAUUGCUCUGAUGAGCGGCUUCUUCCUUAAACCUGAUGCGACAUUUGAUGACUACUUAGCUAACGUUGUGCCUCUAUUUGGUGGAUUCGUAACUAUUCUGGGAGUAUCUGAGAUAGCUACCAGGGUAACAGCAGCUCGGUAUGGUGUUAAACUUAGCCCUUCUUUCUUGGUGCCAUCUAAUUGGACGGGGUGCUUAGGAGUGAUGAACAACUAUGAGUCCCUCUUGCCAAGCAAGAAAGCUCUUUUUGAUAUUCCCGUGGCCCGUACAGCUAGUGCAUAUCUGACUUCAUUAGUGCUCGCUGUUGCUGCUUUUGUUGCUGAUGGAAGCUUCAAUGGGGGCGAUAAUGCCAUGUAUAUAAGGCCUCAAUUUUUCUAUAACAACCCUCUUCUUUCUUUCGUCCAAUUUGUCAUUGGGCCUUACACGGAUGAUCUUGGAAAUGUGCUGCCCUAUGCUGUGGAAGGUGUUGGAGUUCCUGUUGACCCACUUGCUUUUGCAGGGCUGCUAGGGAUGGUGGUUACUUCUUUGAACUUGCUGCCUUGUGGAAGACUGGAAGGAGGUCGCAUAGCACAAGCCAUGUUUGGUAGAAGCACUGCCGCGGUGUUAUCCUUCGCCACUUCGUUAUUGCUCGGUAUCGGUGGCCUGAGUGGUAGUGUCCUGUGUUUGGCAUGGGGGUUAUUUGCAACCUUCCUAAGAGGUGGGGAAGAAAUACCAGCAAAGGAUGAGAUUUCUCCUUUGGGGGAAAGCAGGUUUGCCUGGGGUAUUGUCCUUGGCCUUAUUUGUCUACUCACACUUUUCCCCAACGGUGGAGGCACUUUCUCCAGCUCAUUCCUCAGUGGUCCCUUUUUCAGGGGCGAUAUGUAAAUGGCUUACUGUAAUUCUGUAAUUAAAUGUAUGUAAUUAUUGCUGGAAAAAAAAGUAUGUAAUUAUUAUGUAUUUAUGUCAUUCACUAGAGUGGUAGUUUUACUCCUUAGCUCUCACCUUUUUUCAACCAGCAAUAGAUUACAAGGUGGUUCCCAAGCA
Neltuma alba is the source of this 1968-nucleotide messenger RNA. Its product is annotated as probable zinc metallopeptidase EGY3, chloroplastic. Bases 73 to 1809 code for a protein of 578 amino acids. The record is from RefSeq and is a predicted model, not a curated record. The transcript has 6 exons. Lineage: Eukaryota; Viridiplantae; Streptophyta; Magnoliopsida; Fabales; Fabaceae.